GCUUCCCCGUGUUCAUAGUCACCCGACGGAAGAUGCCAGAACUCAGAAGUCACGACCACUGCCAAGAGAUGAGUUGAGUGCGCCCGAAGCCCGUGCCUGGAGGCAGGCGCAGCGCUACAGGAGAGAUGAGUGUCGGCAAGGAAGGCUACCAGCAGCCGAGGCCUUACAGCCGCAAGAAUCAACAUCGCAAGUUCCUGCGCCAUUUCCCGAUCAUCUUUGUGUUUCUCAUCCUGGUGACGGCUGGCGGCUGCAUCUAUCGCAGCCCCCAGUGGAUACCCACACAACAGUUGAAUGCGGGGCGCGUCAAUGCUGCGCCAGUCCACAGAGUCCGCACCAGCCCAGCAUCAACCGGCAAGAGCCGAGCCGACAGCGCGAAGGACGGUCCUCCGAGCGCCGCGCUGCCCAGGCGUCCCGAGGAGCCGCGCGCGAGUCCCGAUGCACCGCCGGAGCCCGCGCCCGCAACGACUGUGUCGACGUCCGCGCGCGUGGACCUCGAGUGGUUGGCGCGCAAGAUACCGUUCCCGCUGGACCCGCCCAGCGUAGUCGACCCGAGCGCCGACGGACGCCUGGUGCGCCACCUGUGCAACACCGGCAAAGCCGAGCACCUCAUUUUUGUGCACACGGAUCCAACGCACGGACGCGAACGCAAGCUGUUCCGCUCCACCGUGGGUCACCCGCGCAUUGCGUCGCUCUUCAAAUGGUCCAUGCUCUUCCUAGUCGGUACGCGGCCGGACGUGAAUGUAACCGACGAAGCUACGCAGUAUGGCGACAUUGUGCAGCUGCCGUUCAUGGACCAUUACCGAAACCUCUCGCUCAAGUUCCUCUACGGCAUGCGCUGGGUCAUGCUCAACUGCCCCUCGGUGCGUAGUCUGGUGAAGAUUGACGACGACGUCUUCAUACACCCGGAGCUGCUGGACGCAUACCUGCGCACUCGCAUCACUGCUAACGACCGGCGGCUGCACUGCUCCACUUUCCGUGGCAACGCCGUCAUUCGAAACCCACAUAGCCGUCACUACCUGAGCCGUACCGACUAUCCCAAAAAAUAUUUCCCCAUGCACUGCCACGGUUGGUUCGUGGUCAUCCCGUCGCCCAUCAUGUGGGACCUGUACGUUGCCGCGUUCCGCGUCCCUUUCCACGCCAUCGAUGAUGCCUACGUGACAGGCGACCUGGCCAAGACGGCGUCGUUGGGCCAUGCCGACAUCUCGCCCGUGCUGUCGGCCGAUGAGGACAGGCUUCUCGAGCUACUGCGUGGCGAGUACAUGUGCGCCUUGUUCACAGGCAGGACCAAGUUGAACAUACGUGUCACACUCUGGAAGACGCUCACCUUCAUCAAGAAGAGGCAGGAUCUGGAUCUGGCCAUGCAGAGCACGCUCAAGGCCUUUAAGCAGCCGGUGCUUCAGUGAGCACCCGAGCGCCGAAAAGCGCAGCCGAUCGACACCGGCUUUGUAAACGGUUGAGCUGUUUCGUGAGGAGUGCUUUGAUGGCUUCGCAGUGAACACGGCGAAGAGACGGGUGGGCGGGGUGCAUUGUAGACUAGCAAUGGGUGUUGGUUAAAGCGACGACUUAUCCACCUGAGUGCGGUGACAUGGCAGACAAAUGAAGCAGCUUUUCUAUGACAGUAGACAGCGAAGGUAACGCUUCCACCUCAAGCUAACUAUGGGCUUCAAAGGCACAAUUUUGUUACUACUCAUCGUCUAAUGAAAUAUUUGCUCAUUUGAGUGCUUUGUCACCGUGCGUGUUCGUUUUUAGUCCUGUCACCAAGCGUCUUUUGGCCUUUUGAAUGCAUGUGCCUAAGGACGUGUGUCUUGCGCGCGUGUCUAAGCAACCUAGCGUGUAAGUAGUUAUUUCCUCUGGGAAAAGAAACCCAUGGCUUCCAGGCUUGGUUUUGACAACAACAAGUGGACCAUUUGCGUGAACUUCUCUCUGGUUAGUCCUUGUGGCUUCUAACAGGAAAUAAUUCCCGUUAUAUAGUUUAGACACAAGCUUGAAAACUGACUCGCAGUCGAAACGUUAGUUUCGCACUUUGGCAAUACGGAGGAGCUUUGCUCAAGUUCAGAGUCCUUCCUCCCUUCUGUAACAGGUGUCGGAUGAUCCCACGUAGCAGCUUUCACCAGCCACGUAGUGGAGGGUCUUCAGUAAGCGCACAUUGCCCGCAUAAAUGUUCACCAGGCAAAUACCUGAACAGGUAUCAUCUGUAACAUUGCAAACCCUUUGGGAGUCAGGAAAUACGCACGCGGCACCAUUUUUCGUUGAGAUGUGUGUUUGCUGUCUAUCGUGUGCUGCGAACUGCUCUUGUUGGCUUCGGACGUUGGGUUCCAGUGGAAGGAAUGAAACAAACCCUUAUUCAUUAUAGUCGUCUUCCCUUUGUAAUUAGUGCAUGCCAUGUGCCAUGAAGUUCAAACUGAACUUAUUGGCUUUCAUAAGCCGCUGAGUGUCGUUAGCAUUGUUUUGUUGCUAUAAAUAUGUCAUCCAGUGUUGUUUUCUAGAGCGAGUGAAAUGAGUCGCGGAGGAGUGAUUUACACAGCUGUAUAUAUGUUUCAAGUGUCCUUGUGCUUCUCACAGCUACUCAAGUCUCUUUGUGUCUUGGACAUCGGACUUUUGAGCGCAUUUAAGACGUGAACGUUUUGAAGUGGUUCUCAUUUCAUUUUCGCCACCCUGAGCAAUCAUGUAGUUAGCGGUGGACUUCUUGCUCAAACACUCAUUUGCUUCGAAAAGUGGGGUAGUGUUCAAUGACUGUUUCGGGCAUGUGGUUCAUAAAAGGCUACAAUGACAGAAUGCUGACAGAAUAUGAAGCUUUUGCGGCGAAACCCUGGAAAAGCCCCAUGUAUUAUUACGUCAUCUUUGCUUGGCAAAAGUAUAAUUACAUAUGCUUCGAAAAAGCAUAAACGUCGCCCUAUCUAAAUGUACACAUUUCUUUGCAUACCAUAGAAUAAAUAGUACAUUAUUCAUAUACUGGGUACUUAGUUUUCAGGUUCAACCACAUCCCCGAUUUUUCACGCCGACAAAGUUUAAUUCUAGUUUGAACCAGAUUUUUUUUCGAAAGGGCGACAUUGAAAAAAAAAAAAUGGCACAGAUACACCAAGAAUACGAUGAAAUCCUAAAAUCAAGGCCGCGGUCAGAGAUGCGUUUGAGCCACUCAAGGAGGGCAGGAAUUUUAGUACGAUACAUUCUGGCAAAUUUUGAUCGCCUUGUCAGUGCUGAAAUAUAGUGUAAGUAUGAGUGUAAAACUCAACUGAAGCAUUCAGCCUUUUUUUAUUAGCUCACGCCCCCGCCAUUUUGGUGGAGAACGAUGUCGCCUGAGUCCCGAACAGGAGUGCAAAAUCUCACGCCUUUGGCGCUCACGGCGGCCACUUAUAGGUGCGAUCAUCUUCGUCAGGUGACGUAGUAAUGGGUGGGGCAGGGUAAUGCCCUAUACAUGGCGAAAGUAUGGCAUGGAAAUUCCAUCAGCUUUUGUAGAACACAUACGCUGUAUUUGCCGGGUUUGUUCUCCGCGUGAGGCCAGCACGUGCCUCGCGCUAGGGGCUUCGCACAAUGCGAGUACUCCUUGUAUUAGCGAAAAAAGGGUGAUGAAUCCGCGGUUACUUUCUCGCUGCUACUGAAAAGUGCUGUGGUUCACUAGAGGUUUAUUUGGAAAAUGCUGGUCAAGUAUACGUCAUUCAAAUUGGAGGUUGUACGAUGGCAUGAUAUGUCUGCUACGAAAAAAAAAAAAGAAAAAUGAAACGAAAAUAUAGUUUAGCCGCGUACUUUGUACUUGGGCAAUUUUAGAAAAGCUUCUUUUUUAUGUUCAUGAAGCUUGUGUUUUUCUUGCCGAUGGCCAUAUUUUAGGCAAAGUUAGAAGUGAAAAAAAAAAGUAUCGAUGUUAUGCGAAUCGUUUUGCAGCCCCAUUUGGGGCGCUGCAAAGCAUUACCGGAUGGACCAAUGUGUUUGUGCAGGGCGAGCUAUUGUGUGUGACGACAGCAGCGCGGCGACGACGACGAUAGUGACGACGAUGGCAUCAUCGAUGAUUUAUGGCACUCUCCCGGCGAAGAAACGUUCCAUCCUGGUCAAUCAUGCACCGAUCCCGGAGGCGUUGCAAUAUGAGGAAGACUGACGCGCGGUCACGUUUAAAAGCAACGUGUUAUAUGUGACGUGGCGCUUAUUCGCGCGUCCCAUUACUGCGUAGAAAGGAAUAGGACGCUCGAAAGUUCUAAAUUAAAUAUACAGGAUCCGAAUUCACAAAGCAGUUCAUACACUAAAAUUUCUCCUAAGGAGAGCUGCUGACCAAUCGUGGUAGCCAACAUGGGCAAAGAACAAACGGCACUUACGAAAAUGACCCGCUGCUGUGGCUCAGUGACGUUCUGCUGCUGAGCCCGGGGUCGCGAUUUCGAUUGCCGUCCAUGGCGACCGAAUUUCGCUGCAGACGAGAUGCAAAAAAAAAAAGGCAAAAAAACAAAACAAAGAAAAACGCUCCUACGCUUAUAUUUAAGUGCACGCAAAGGAGCGCCAGGCGGUGGAAACUAAACCGGAGAGGCCUUCAGUUUGGCUUUAUUUUAUUUUCUAGAGUGAGGAAGAACCUUUCUUGCCAUAUGAAUGUAAUCCCGGUUUUGCAAGAAUGCCUAGCUUGCAAUAUAUAUAUAUAUAUAUAUAUAUAUAUAACGUAAAAAAAGCAAAAACAUUAAAUUUCGACGUUUCG
Messenger RNA from Dermacentor andersoni, 4672 nucleotides. RefSeq lists its product as uncharacterized. The record is from RefSeq and is a predicted model, not a curated record. Gene Ontology annotation, biological process: protein O-linked glycosylation. Gene Ontology annotation, molecular function: hexosyltransferase activity. Gene Ontology annotation, cellular component: Golgi membrane. NCBI's taxonomy places the organism in Eukaryota, Metazoa, Arthropoda, Arachnida, Ixodida, Ixodidae.